Oncorhynchus nerka (sockeye salmon) is the source of this 2405-nucleotide messenger RNA. RefSeq lists its product as uncharacterized. Gene Ontology annotation, molecular function: thiamine triphosphate phosphatase activity; magnesium ion binding. NCBI's taxonomy places the organism in Eukaryota, Metazoa, Chordata, Actinopteri, Salmoniformes, Salmonidae. Gene Ontology annotation, biological process: dephosphorylation; thiamine diphosphate metabolic process. The record is from RefSeq and is a predicted model, not a curated record. The transcript is spliced from 2 exons. Bases 177 to 965 code for a protein of 262 amino acids.
CUCACUAUAAACUCUAAUAACGCCAUGACUGCCAUUAGCUCAUUCGUCAUAGGUUCUAGUCACCCAGCAGCAGAGGCUCAAACGGUUAAAAACAACAAACCUUCAUUCUGUGUGUGAGCUGAGGACGACAGACAGGUUCUCCUUUGUGCUUCAAGCUGAGGAUCUCUGCGGUAGAGAUGUUGAACAGACCACUAGCAGGAACAGGUGAAGAGGUGGGACCCCAGGGGUCCAUCAGGGUGAACGUGGAGCUGCAGCACAAGCUGGGAGAGAAGACCGAGGCACGGCUGCAGGAGAAGGGGGCACGGUGUAUCGAAGAGGUCACCAUUAGAGAGCAUUACUACGACACAGAGAGCUUCCACCUGGCUUCUCAGCAGACCUGGCUAAGCAAACAGGGCAGUCAGUGGAGAAUGAUCAUAGGUAACAAUCCAUACUCUUCCAACAAUAUGCCACCAGAGAGUCAGGCUGCUGGCUCUGGAUGUCCCUCUACAGUCUGGGGAGAGAAGCUAUGUGUGGAUAGAGAUGAAACAGAAGGGCCAAAGGGCUGUGAGGACAACCCCCUUUCUAUUCCAGAGAUAGGACAGAUCCAGGGCCAGCCCUGUCCUCCUACACCCCAGUACAGGGAGCUGACUGGCCACACUCCCAUCAUCCAGCACCUGGCUCACCUCUUAGGGGUCCCAGUGAGAGAUCAGGAGAGCUUCAGCAGCACUGAGGCCAUGAAGGCCUUCCUGGAGCUGGCAGGGAUCCAGAGUUAUGGAAGCUGGACAAGGGCCAGGAGGAUGGAGUACAAGCUGCCUGGUGAUGACUGCACACUGGUGGUGCAGAAGAACCACAGCGUGGGAGGAUCUGCAAACAAUGAAACUGCACUGGUGUCCAUGAGGGCAGACAUUUUACAUAUUGGCCAUGAACUGGAGAAGAUGGAAAAAGUGGCUGCAGAGCUUGACCUAAGGCCCUUAUCUCCCAACUGACCAUGUUACAAGCUACUGUGUAUCGGUUAUCUAAGCGUUUCAAACAGAAGUUCAUGGCAAGAGGACAAUUGACCCAAAUUAUUAAAUGUUUAUCUAGGUUGGUGUCUAAUCCAUUUUACAGUUCAGGUUGUUAUUUUCACCGUAUGCAAGCCAUCAUGUGGAUGUUGUUAGUAGGCCCACCUACGAAUGAUAACAGCAUGCACAAGAUGAUCAACGUGUUGCAUGAUGCACUUGCUAUUGUGUUGCGCGAGAAAUCAUUAUCGCAAUGCCUGUGGAUAAACAAAAAGUCAGUAGCUAGGUUUACAUCCAAUUUGCAACAGAUUUUCAUGCGAAUAUUCUAAAAUCUACAUAAAAUAAAAUAUUUUUCCAAUAGAGAUGUUUCCAUCAAACUGACUUAUCGUGGACAAACGUCUGUGCAUGAUGACAUAGGUCACAUAAAAAUACCUUUUGAGGUUGCAUUUCCUAUGUAGUAAUGAAAAAUAAGUUAAAUGGGUUCCGAUCGCAUUUUCAACACAAGAUGGGUUUUGUCACAAACUGUCGUUAUUGGGCAAACGUGCCCACUCUGGCCUUGGCACGUGCGCUCUAGCCAACACCUUACAGAUACAGUACGGGUAGGUUACCUACAUUUAAAGGAGCAUCAAACAUAUCAAGUGCACUUUCACCACCCUGUGAGUUUGUUAUGUUCUGUUAAUUACUCCCAUUUAAGAGCGGAGCGCCCUUGGUCAUGCGCAGUCUUUUGCUCUGUUAUUCUAGUCCUAACUAGUUUUAGUCAUUUUGAAGCUACAGUUCAUUUUCUUGUAUUCGGAGUCUUUCUUGUUAUAUAAAUUAGUAAUAAGAGCUAAGACACUACAACGUUAAUAACAUUUCAUGUGUAGCCUAAUAAACUGCUUGGCUUCCCGAGUCGUAUUGGGAGGACCACAACAUUGCGUGACUCCAAGUUUAUUUCGAUAUGGUUAUUCUAUAAAUAUGAGCAUAAAGUUGUUUCCACUGUAAUUUCUCGCAAAUUCAUUUUACCGACACAAAAAGAUCCCACCAUGUCGAACGAACAAAUUGUGUCACUACCAUCAGCCAGGUAAUGACUUUUCAUGCAUCAGGUAAUUCAUCCUCAUGAAAUGUUUGGAUGGAAACCUUGGCUAGUGAAAGACUGCUUGAAUUCAGUAAAAAAAUAAAAAAAUGUUCUAGUUGUCAUAAAAAAAAAAAAAUGCUUUGGUAAUGUAGCUAGUGUUUGUGUGCAACAUCUACAAUUUUUUAAAUAAAAUGUUAUGUCACAUGUGCCAAAUACAACUGGUGUAGAAAAUACAUUGUAAGAAGAAUAAAAUAAAAUACACAAGAAUGGGAGUUAUAUUCAGGGAGUACCAGUACCAUAUCAAUCUGCAGAGGUACGAGGUAGUUGAGGUAGAUAUGUACUCGAAGGCAGGGUAAAGUGACUAUACAUCAGGA